Messenger RNA from Desarmillaria tabescens, 669 nucleotides. RefSeq lists its product as uncharacterized. The coding region runs from base 1 to 669 and encodes 222 amino acids. The transcript has 6 exons. The record is from RefSeq and is a predicted model, not a curated record. Lineage: Eukaryota; Fungi; Basidiomycota; Agaricomycetes; Agaricales; Physalacriaceae.
AUGCGAGAUAAUUCAUGGCCAGAAUACCUUAGUCACUCAUCGCUUCUCUUCGCGAAGACCUCCUCGUCACACGCCUACCUGAGGUCUUCAAUACACGGCAUCCUUCAAGAAUCCUCUCUUCCUCACUCCAACUAUCAUCAACUGCAAACUCAUGACAAGUUCCUGGACGACGAAUCCAAGAUCUUGUUCAUUCUGUCAUACAUGCAAGACGGAUUAGCUGGAGUGUGGGCCCAGAACUAUAUGGACCAUCACACUGAUGGCGGCCGACUCAGAGUCGGGACAUAUACCGACUUUAGCAACGAGCUCGACCAGGCCUUUUUGGAUCCGAAUGAGGAUGAGUUUUUCAUCGAGUUUGACCGUCUUUUGCGAGAUGCGGGAGGGCGGAGCGACGAUUCUAAGAUUUGGAUGCUGAAAAGGGCGCUCAAUCCUGGUCUCGUCCGAAAGAUCAAUUUGAAUCUCAAUGGUCCGCCGGCGACGUAUCAAGGCUGGAAGGAAACGGCCCUGGAUCGCGAUGCCAGGUACUGGCAUGUACGGAUCUUGCGGGGAAUGCAACAAGAUGGGAGUAGUGGGAAGGAGUCAUCCCGAGAAGGAUCGGUUGCUGAUAGGGAAGACACGACUGAUGGAGGAGAACACGGCCACUUGGCGCGUAACUGCCCGAACAAGCGCUAG